This is a messenger RNA of Paraglomus occultum, 224 nucleotides long. The record is from the annotation of a GenBank genome assembly. Lineage: Eukaryota; Fungi; Glomeromycota; Glomeromycetes; Paraglomerales; Paraglomeraceae.
UAGACACAAGCCCGCUCAAACAGGAGGAAAAGGAUUACAUUAUGAAGCGGGCUCGUCACACUAGAAAAUGGAAGAAAAUUUCAGACGAUUUACCAGGCCGUACGAGACUCCAAGUUAGAAAUUAUUAUUAUUCUACUAGAAGACGACGUGAUACGCAAAGCAUCCAAGAUACUCUGGCUUUCUCCACCACUAAUAUCAGUCCCGAGCCUGUGCAGUCGAUGUAG